AUGGGAAUCACACGUUUCAAUCGAUCCACUGACAGAGACGAAGAGUUGACUCGAGUUUUAAAGCGUGUAGAUAGUGUUAUCGAGUGCGAGUAUAACCUGCCGAUACCGAUUCAUGAAGCCUGGUGGGCCAUCGACAAAAGGAAGGAGACUGAAACUACAGGCUGCUUCAGCUUUAAGCGCAGGAAACCUCGUUCUGUGAUAUCAUCUACUCAAGCCACGCAACGGGGCGCAAACUAUGCAGUGGUCGACAAGGUCCUCGAGCUUAGUGAGGAACGGAAGCACCUCCAACAAGUUCUGAACCGAUACCUAAGCAACCCAGACGACAUAGCUACUCUCUUUGCCACAAACAUCCGAAAUCUCCGUGAAGAGAUUGACACGCUCGAACAACAACGCCAGCACCUACGUACCUCUCGAGCACUGGAGCCACCAAACGAUGUAUGGCGUGCAGCAGCAGAAUACUGCCGCUUGAUCCGCCAUGGUCUUCACCUCACCAGCAACCAGCUAGGUUUCAUGCGAGACAUGAUGUCUCCAAAUGUGGUGUUCAACGCAGCAUACGGCCCAGAGGCUAUCAUGCAGCAUUGGUUCUUCAUGAACUGGUUCGGCGAGGUGGACGUGGAGCUCAAGGGGUGGGAGCUGACGGAUGGUAAUUCACUGGUUGCGAUCACAACCACCAGUGUGACCAUCACGAAACACACUCUGCGCAACGUGUUUCCGCACUUGCGCACCAUCGACAACAGCGAUCGGAACGGCAAGUUGGCAGAGCAACUUCUGCUCCAACGACUUGUUAUGCGCGGAUCUACACGCUUCGAAUGGGAUGAUUCAACGUGCCGUGUGACGAGGGUGAUAGCACAGAGCGACAUGAUGACGCCAAUCUUGCACCUACUUGGUAACCUUGAAGAUGUAUCUCGAGUAUUUGAGCAGGCCCUCAUUUCUCCGGAAUUCCAAUGGAACCAAAUGCUGUACCACAAUCCUAUUCCUCUGCGAUGCAGUAGCCCGACGCACUCACCAGUUCCUCGACUGUAUUAG
Messenger RNA from Phytophthora nicotianae INRA-310, 1026 nucleotides. RefSeq lists its product as hypothetical. The coding region runs from base 1 to 1026 and encodes 341 amino acids. Lineage: Eukaryota; Oomycota; Peronosporomycetes; Peronosporales; Peronosporaceae. The transcript has a single exon. The record is from RefSeq and is a predicted model, not a curated record.